Messenger RNA from Colletotrichum lupini, 993 nucleotides. RefSeq lists its product as uncharacterized. The coding region runs from base 1 to 993 and encodes 330 amino acids. Lineage: Eukaryota; Fungi; Ascomycota; Sordariomycetes; Glomerellales; Glomerellaceae. The transcript is spliced from 7 exons. The record is from RefSeq and is a predicted model, not a curated record.
AUGCCCUACACACAAACACGCGCAGAGCAACAAGGCAUUGACCUCUGGCAUCCAACACCCACUACGGUUCGGUCUUUAGAUUUUCACCAGAGAUUGGUUGAUUGCGGUGCAUUUAUGCCCUUUGGGUUCUCUUCUCCUCCUUCCGCAAUUCUGCUCGAUGCUGCUCAGAAGCAGGCACCGGGGCAGAAGCAGAGGCAGACGUACAAGAAAGAUGGAGCAGAUACCUUGCUGUCUGCUCCAUCGUCUGCCCAGUUCUUGAGUCCUGGCAGGCACGUCCAUGUACCUUACCUCAAUGCUCUCUUCAGCCCGUGGAGGACCAAGGUACUCUGGGCUGCGCUGCAUUUAGCAAAAGCGACAGAGAAGGUCCAACGAGGACAUCAUAUGUGUCGGUCUCUCUAUCCGUACCUCGCUUUGCCUACCUUACCUUUCUUCUCGAUACCUAUCCAUCCUCCUCUCUUUAUCAUACCUCAGCCUCCCUCAUCUAUCUCCCUCCCCUUAAACGUCGCAUCCACCCUCGCAUAUUCUCUUCUUUCCUCUCUCAUCACCCUCACUCACUCACUCACUCUCGUCUCGCCCCACCACUCUCCGUACCCUCCUCUCUCUGUCUCACUCUCUAUUUCACCAUCCGUCUCUCCUCUCCCUACUCCUCUGCUCAGCAUUGGACAUUGGACUCACAAGCCAGUAAGUCAUCAGACGACCGCUACAGCUCAACAAAAUCGGACUGGCCGGCCUAGCCCGCUCGCGCAUUCUCUGCCAUUUUCCGACUUAGAGUUUGCCCUUGCCACCGCCCCGGUCGCAACCCCGACCCCGACUGCGCAGCAGGCCACACUACCAAAACCGCCGCGUCUAGACCCCGUGGCAGCAUUUCGCUACAACCCUCGAGUUUUCGAUCCUCUGCCAUCGCUUACCUCUGAGCGAUCGACCCUCCUAGUCAUCCGAGACACUGCCUGCAGUCGACUCACUCGCCCACCCUCUCCCAUCGACCAUCGAUAG